Molecule: messenger RNA, 568 nt
Organism: Aspergillus saccharolyticus JOP 1030-1
Lineage: Eukaryota; Fungi; Ascomycota; Eurotiomycetes; Eurotiales; Aspergillaceae
Exons: 2
Coding region: 111-500 (129 amino acids)
Source: RefSeq, a predicted model, not a curated record
UCAGGUCCGUAUAGUAUGCACGCAACAAUGUGAUCUGUUUUCACUCCGAAGCACGCCUACACAAGCUCACACAGAAGACAUCGCCGGGUUGCACAUCGCUUGUGGAGCUCAUGGACCCGGGCCGGGCGGGCCUCCAGGGCCUCCUCCUCCACCCCCACAGCAGUCACAGCAGUCACAACAGCAGUCGCAGCAUGAGAAACAUUCGAAACAGCUUACACCGGCACACCUGCGCCUAUUUAGUCACGGUGCAUCAUGGCGACACUCAUGCCCAGCCACUCACAGUCCACAACAAAUAUCCUCUCCCUCACCACCACCUCGCAAUUGGAGCAUGGGCUCGCCGUGGUUGUUCCGUGAUAACACCCGUAUGUGUGGAAGCUUCCAUGCGCCUGGGAUCCUGCAUCUCAAUGCUACUGGGAUUCCAGGUGCUCUCGGUCACGGGCGCCUCCUGCAAAGGCCGCAGCCAAGUGGGUAAGAUCGUAUGGAACAUAAGUGAUUAUUAGAUGGUGGUAUUCAAAUGUUUGGAGGAUUGCUCUGAGAAAUUGUCCGAGUAUGAAAGAGAAAGUCGCUU